Scomber japonicus (chub mackerel) is the source of this 1098-nucleotide messenger RNA. It is a transcript of the gene sparc, whose product is annotated as secreted protein, acidic, cysteine-rich (osteonectin). Gene Ontology annotation, molecular function: calcium ion binding; collagen binding; extracellular matrix binding. The record is from RefSeq and is a predicted model, not a curated record. Bases 84 to 1013 code for a protein of 309 amino acids. The transcript has 10 exons. Gene Ontology annotation, biological process: anatomical structure development. Lineage: Eukaryota; Metazoa; Chordata; Actinopteri; Scombriformes; Scombridae.
AGAGGCUGUUAGAUCGUCCCGGCCCUGCACACAGCUGACUUCUCUUCUGGUUUCCCUGCUCUGAAAAGCUGAAGAUUUUGAAGAUGAGGGUGUGGAUCGUCUUCCUUCUGUGCCUGGCUGGCCACGCCAUGGCUGCUCCUACUGAGGAGGAGAUCAUCGUGGAAGAGGCAGUCACUGAAGAGCCAAUGAUCGAGGAGGAAGUAACCGAGGAGCCAGUUGAGGAGACCGAGGUGGGAGCCAACCCCGUGCAGAUUGAGAUCGGAGAGUUUGACGAAGCCAUCGAGGUUGUUGAAGACGUUACAGCUGAGAAUCCCUGCCUGACUCACCACUGCAAGAAGGGCAAAGUGUGCGAGGUCGAUGACAGCAACACCCCCAUGUGUGUGUGCCAGGACCCCACCACCUGCCCCACUCCUGAUGGCGAGUUCGAGCAUGUUUGCGGCACCGACAACAAGACCUACGAGUCCUCUUGCCACUUCUUUGCCACCAAGUGCGCUCUGGAGGGAACCAAGAAGGGCCACAAGCUGCACCUGGACUACAUCGGAUCUUGCAAAUUGAUCGAGGCCUGCAUGGACAGCGAGCUGAGCGAGUUCCCCCUGCGUAUGAGGGACUGGCUGAAGAACGUCCUGGUCACCCUGUACGAGCGCGACGAGGGUAACAACCUGCUGAACGAGAAGCAGAAGCUCAGAGUGAAGAAAAUCUUCGAGAACGAGAAGAGACUGCAGGCUGGCGAGCACUCCCUGGACCUGCUGGCCCACGACUUCGAGAAGAACUACAACAUGUACAUCUUCCCCGUCCACUGGCAGUUCGGCCAGCUUGACCAGCACCCCGUUGAUGGCUACCUGACCCACACAGAGCUCUCUCCCCUGCGUGCUCCCCUCGUUCCCAUGGAGCACUGCACCACUCGCUUCUUCGACGAGUGCGACGCCGACAACGACAAAUACAUCGCCCUGGAGGAGUGGGCCGCCUGCUUCGGCAUCAAGGAGCAGGACAUCGACAAAGACCUCAUCGUCUAAGCUCCUCUAACCAGCAGCAGUAUGACAACUCCUAGUCGCUACUAACGGGACAAGGUGCUGAUCCCUAAGUUAAAAAAAAACAAAA